This is a messenger RNA of Colletotrichum karsti, 1575 nucleotides long. Its product is annotated as major facilitator superfamily transporter. The coding region runs from base 1 to 1575 and encodes 524 amino acids. Gene Ontology annotation, molecular function: transmembrane transporter activity. NCBI's taxonomy places the organism in Eukaryota, Fungi, Ascomycota, Sordariomycetes, Glomerellales, Glomerellaceae. The transcript has 12 exons. Gene Ontology annotation, biological process: transmembrane transport. The record is from RefSeq and is a predicted model, not a curated record. Gene Ontology annotation, cellular component: membrane.
AUGGACGCGAAGAAGGGUCCCGACGUCACCUCAGCAACGUCCGCCGCGGCGUCUGACGUCGGCAUGGGCAGCACGCAGGAGACGCCCGAGGUCUCCUGGGGCAAGAAGAUCCUCUAUCACCUCUGGGACGCGGACCAGCACCUGAAGAGCCCGCAGGAGAGGGCGCUGGUGCGGAAGCUGGAUUUCGGGAUCCUCAUCUGCGCGACGCUCGGAUGGUGGAUGAAGUAUAUUGACCAAAGCAACAUCACCAACGCCUAUGUUAGUGGUAUGAAGGAGGACUUGAAUAUUCAGGGGAAUGAGUAUACGUACAUGUUGAUGUGCUACACCAUCGCCUUCGCCAUCAUGCAGAUCCCCUCCAACAUCAUCACCCUCAAAGUCCGUCCUCGCAUUUUCAUCGUGAUUUGCGAGCUGGGCUGGACAGCCUUCACGUUCGCCCAGGCCGCCGCCCAGAACAGCAACCAGAUGUACGCCUUCCGGUUCAUGAUCGGCCUGUUCGAGAGCGGCUUCUCCCCCGUCAUCAUCUUCCUGCUGGGGUCCUGGUACACGAGGCCGGAGCUCGCGAAGCGCGUGGCCAUCUGGCACAUCACGGGCUUCUUCGGCCAGGCGACGUCCGGGUUCCUGCAGGCCGGCAUUCACAAGUCUCUGGACGGGCACUUGGGCAUGGCGGGGUGGAGGUGGAUGUACAUCGUCUGCGGGUGCAUGUCGCUCCCCGUCGCGUUGUCGGUGUGGUGGCUCCUGCCGGAUUACCCGCACAACACGACGGCGUGGUACCUCACCGAGGAGGACAAGCGGAUCGCGGCGGAGCGCGCCGCGAAGAUGGGCAAGGCCGAGAUCACGGGCGUCCUGGACCUGAAGCUCGUGAAGAGGAUGUUUGGGAACUGGAGGUGGUGGGUUCUGUGCUUGAUGUACAUCUUUUACGGAAACUCUUGCCAGGCGAAUAACUACUUCGCCAUCUAUCUUCGCGAGAACGGAUACAGCGUCACGCAGCGCAACAUCAUCCCCGCCUGCGCGAACCUCGUCACGAUGGUCACAGACUUCACGUGGGGCUUCAUGUCGGACCUGACUGGAAACCGUCCCUUGUGGAUUAUCGGUCCAUUGAUGUCCACCACGGUCGUCGGCUCCUCCAUCCUGACCGCCUACCCCGACACCGACGCCGCCCGCGUCGCUGGAUUCUUCCUAGUUGCUUGCGGAUAUGUUACUGCUGUCACCUGGACCUGGGCCAACGAGGUCAACAACGGAAAUGCAGAAGAGAGAGCCUUGACCAUCUCCAGCAUGAACGGACUAUUCUACGCGACGAACUCCUUCCUCCCCAUUCUCAUCUUCCCUCAGACCAUGGCGCCCAAGUUCGAGAGAGGGUUCCCCUCCAUUUUGUCGUUCGCGCUCGCUGCGGUCGUGCUCGUCGUCGUCGCGGACUUUUUGCAUAAGCGCCAGCUCCGGCAGGAGGCCGAAGUUGCGGCAAACCAGCCGGCGUCCGAGGCCAAGGUCGCUGAGCCGGUGAAUGAACAGGAGAAGGAGGUGGAGAACAGGCUUGCGGGGGCUAUUGAGCCUGUUCGCAACUCUUCUAGUAUCAUUUGA